CAGUUUUUUUUACCUUUUCCUUCUAUGGAAGAAAUAUUGUGUGCUUUUGAAUGUGGUGGAUUUCAUCAAACUUCUCAGCAUGAUAUUGCAAUCUUUCUUUUGUUGUAGUUUUUUACUCGAUAGAUUUUUUGGUUACAAGUUAAUUUACGUCCCCCAUUCCUGUUCCACAGGUUCUUAGAUUAAACAAUUGAAGUCUGAAGGAAAACUUGAAGGUUAGUGGAUGAAACAACUGACUACAUAUGAAAUUUGUUAGUUUUAAUUCAAUAGCAUGAUUUGCGUGGAUUUGUUGGACUGGCAAGAAAAUACAUGAGUUCUGUUGAUAAUGCUGCUUAUUCAUCAUCUUAGGUGGCUAAUCUUUGUAUCAUCCAGUAGUGGUUCAGUAAUAGCUUCUAGAAAUAAUUCUCAGAAGGUAGCUUAUGCGUCAGAGGAUUCUUUGCGUCCAUGCUAGCAGAGAGCAUGCGUUGAAUCUGUGUUUUGGGUGAUGCCCCUGACUGGAAUUUCUGCCGAAGCAUUCAGUGUGUAUCAGAUACACAUUUUACUUGGCUUGGUGUGCAUCGGAUACACAUUUUACUUGCGUUCUCAUGUUCUUAGACAAGGAUUUAUACAGCUCAGUUACUUCAGUGGUCCCUGGAUCAUUGGAAUCACAUUCGUUUUGUUCACCAUUUGGUGGGGUUUUGGUGAAAUUAUACGACUAAAUUUUCUGAGGAAGCAAGGAAGAGUGUUGAAUGCACUUGUUUUAAAAUGGCAAAAAAAAGUCUGCAGAUGUUACAUCAUUUCAAAUUUAGGUUUUGCAGAACCUUGCCUCUUCCUCAUUCUCGUGUUUCUUCUUCGUGUACCUUUACAGAAUAUAGACGUAGCAAUCCUAAGUCGAAAAUGGAACGGUAAAACAACAACAUGUGUUCUCUUUUUUUGCCUCCCGAUGUUUGUUCUUCAACUAUUUCUUGUUUUGAUGGGACCUGAGUUACGAGAUGUUAGGAUAAAGUUACCGCUGUAUUUCACUAGAAUAGCUACCCCAGUGAUUCAAAAUUUUGAUGAUAUAACUCUUUGCACUUACCCUUUAUUGAAUAAUAUUAUUCUCGGGCUUUUUGCGAAUGUCUUGACUGCCUAUUUAUUAUGGCUCGGGAAGCAGAUUUUGAAAUUGGUUAUCAACAAGGGUUUGCAGAAGAGAGUUUAUACAUUAAUUUUCUCGGUUUCAACUUUCCUUCCAUUAAGGGUUCUUUUACCUGGCUUAUCUGUUUUAUCUAAACCAGGGCAAUUUCUGUUUGAAGCUCUUUCAUUCUCAGCUUUCCUUGUCAUGCUAUGUUGUGUUGGGGUUUGUAUUGUAAUUCUUGUAUACUGCCCGGUCGUGGAUUGUCAAGCCCUCGGGAAUCUUAAUGACUUGGAGGCUCGGAGAAGUGUUGUUCUCAACGAUCAUAACGACACCGCUUCACUCAUUGUUAAUCAAGGUCAUCUCGAAGGAAGUGAUGCAAUGAGCCCCAAGCAGGGUUUUAAUGCCUCUACUAAGCGCAGAUCGAUUUCUUUCCGGACUUUUAUAAGAGAUGAGACCUAAACUGAGGCAAUCGUGGAGCUGAACCUCAUUUCUCCUAGCCGGGACUAGGGGUGCACAAAAAAUCCGAAUAUCCGAUUUUGCGAAAAAA
Molecule: messenger RNA, 1637 nt
Organism: Hibiscus syriacus
Lineage: Eukaryota; Viridiplantae; Streptophyta; Magnoliopsida; Malvales; Malvaceae
Exons: 2
Coding region: 482-1549 (355 amino acids)
Source: RefSeq, a predicted model, not a curated record